Messenger RNA from Drosophila grimshawi, 1139 nucleotides. RefSeq names its product procathepsin L. Lineage: Eukaryota; Metazoa; Arthropoda; Insecta; Diptera; Drosophilidae. Bases 1 to 1050 code for a protein of 349 amino acids. Gene Ontology annotation, cellular component: lysosome. The record is from RefSeq and is a predicted model, not a curated record. The transcript is spliced from 2 exons. Gene Ontology annotation, molecular function: cysteine-type endopeptidase activity.
AUGCGGAUGGCCAAAUUGGAGAUGUUGCAGCUGCUCGUUUUGUUGGCUUUGUUAAAUGCUGCGUCAUCGCAGACACUGCAAUCAUUCCCAAAGCUGUGCAAUGUGCGCAACUUUGAUGACUUUCUGGAACAGACGGGCAAAGUGUAUACCGACGAAAGGGAGAGAGAGUUUCGUGAGAGCAUCUUCGCAGCAAAGAAGUCAUUAGUGGAUCUGUCCAACAGUCGUGUGGGCAGCUAUCGCCUCAGCAUUAACAUACUCGCCGAUUUGACACGCAAAGAAGUUGCCACACUGCUCGGCUCCAAGAUCUCAACACAGGGCGAAGAAUACACUGCAAGUCACAUCAACUUUGUGCCCGCUACGCCUCCAUUGAGUGACAAGCUGCCAGAAUCGUUUGAUUGGCGUGAGAAGGGUGGUGUGACGCCGGCUGGUUUCCAAGGCAUUAACUGCGGAUCAUGUUGGUCGUUCUCCACCAUUGGCGCCCUGGAGGGGCAUCUAUUUCGUCGCACUGGAGUUUUGGUGCCGCUGUCGCAACAGAAUCUGAUGGACUGUGCCGAUGACUAUGGCAAUAUGGGCUGCGACGGCGGUUUUCAGGAAUACGGCUUUGAGUAUAUACGGGAUCAUGGUGUUACGCUGGCCAACAAGUAUCCGUAUGUGCAGUCCGAGAUGGAAUGCAGACAGAAUGAAACCGCUGGCAGAUAUCCACGUGAGAGCAUUGUGAAGAUUCGGGACUAUGCGCGCAUCGAUCCAGGAGAUGAGCAGAAAAUGAAACAAGUGAUUGCCACGCUGGGUCCAUUGGCCUGCUCGAUGAAUGCCGGUGCUGUAUCCUUUGAGCAAUACGAAGGCGGCAUCUACGAGGACGACGAGUGCAAUAAGGACGAAGUCAAUCAUUCAGUUGUUGUCGUCGGCUAUGGCAACGAAAACGGUCGCGACUAUUGGAUCAUCAAGAAUUCCUAUUCACAGAACUGGGGAGAGCAAGGAUUCAUGCGACUCCCGCGCAAUGCCGGAAGCUUCUGUGGCAUUGCCAGCGAGUGCAGUUAUCCCAUUCUGUAAAAACAUCUCAGUCUCGAAAUAAGUGUUUGGUUACUCACAAGAAUACGAAUUUAUUUUUGUUAAUAUAGUUUGUAGAAAAUAUAUAUAAA